Messenger RNA from Syzygium oleosum, 10577 nucleotides. RefSeq names its product 60S ribosomal protein L2, mitochondrial. The record is from RefSeq and is a predicted model, not a curated record. Gene Ontology annotation, molecular function: structural constituent of ribosome; RNA binding. Gene Ontology annotation, cellular component: ribosome. NCBI's taxonomy places the organism in Eukaryota, Viridiplantae, Streptophyta, Magnoliopsida, Myrtales, Myrtaceae. Gene Ontology annotation, biological process: cytoplasmic translation.
GACACAACGCUUAUGUUGCGUGCAAUAUCUUGGAAUCUGCUUCGAUAUAAGUCGGAUGGAGAGUUUUUUAGGUAAAAAGAGAAUAAAAUAGCAGGGAGACGGAAAUGGUUUUAAGUCGAAUAAAGGGCCGCGGAAUCAUAAGCAAUAGCAAGAUAGAAGCUUUCCAAAUCCACACAUAUAUAAGCUCUACUAAAUCUAGAUAACUAGAAUUCCAAGAGACCAGAAAUCCUGCCCGGAGAUGGCCGAAAGAGAGCUUCGGAGGGGCUAUGCUGCUUACUGUAACUGUCAAUUGUAUUCCCUUCCCCUUGCCGGAGCAGGACACACAUAAAAAAUAGAGAUAGCAAAAAAAGCAGAAAGAACAUAAGAAAGAGAAAAACAGAACUAGACUAGCAUCGAUGAUUUCUCCCAUUCUAUCAUGGAGUAGCCAGAACAGUCUAUUCAUUUCUUCUUUUUCCCCUGCUCUAGAGGAAGGAUCAAUAGCUGAAGAUAUCCCACGAGCAGAACAAUUAACACGAGCAGUCUCCAAGACAUGUCGAGUCUUUCUUUUUCUUCCUCAGCACAUGAAUAGGACUUAGGAAAGAAGAAAAUCAUUAGUCAGAUGCGGAGAUUAGGUUGUUUUCCUCUAGGCCAAUUAGACUGAAGGGGAGUAAGGCAUUAUACUCUUUCGAAAUUUCUUAUAGAAAGAGAAAGGAUUCGUCUUGUAAUUGUAAGAGCAGGUUUAAGCUUACUUAUCUUACUAUAGUAGGUAAGCGCUAAGAAGCUCCAAUCAUGCUACUUCGGAUAUAUAUGCUUAACACAUGCAAGUCGGACUAUGUUUUCGAUCAGCCCAUGCAGGUAAUCACCAAUCCCGAAAGCGAUCGAAGCCUUUGCGACGGUAACAUGAAAUCUCAUAAGAGAAGGAAGGUCCACAGAACAGAAGGUUGAAAAGUAGUACGCCCGGUUCACCAGGUUCUACCACUGCAGGGCCCAAUCAUAGUCAAAAGAAGAAUUUUGGCUCAGAAGGAACGCUAGAUAUAUGCUUAACACAUGCAAGUCGUAUGACAGAGCCCUACCGCACCGGAGGUUGCCCGCCCGGAUGAUGCAUGUGAUGUCAAAGAGGGGUUUUUUAACAAUGACCACUACGAACGAAGGACCAACGACGGUGAAGGAAAAGAAGGAUUAGGAGUAGGAGCUAAUUCGGACGGAAUCGAAUGAUUUCGAGAUCGAGAAUGAGACAAAGGAGAGCACUUAGACAAUUCACUUUGAGUACAGGGAAGUCUGCUGGUAGGAAUUCUUCAGGGCGUAUUACGGUUUUUCACCGAGGGGGUGGAUCGAAGCGAUUGCAGCGAAGAAUUGAUCUGAAACGAAGCACUUCGUCUAUGGGCAUUGUAGAAAGGAUAGAAUAUGACCCUAAUCGUUCUUCUCGGAUCGCUCCAGUACGAUGGAUUGAGGGGGUCAGCCUGAGGAAAUUGAACACGAUAGAGGAGUUCGCUCCGCCGCCUAAGAUCCUCGAACCUACCACGACCACCAUCCGCGGCCUAUUUUCGUUCUCUUCCCUGCCCGGAAAGGAUGAUAAAAUAAAGGUAGCUUGCUUCUCUCCUGGACUGAUGGCGGCUUAUGUAGUGGUCGGCCUUCCUACCAGAAUGUCUCCUUGGUCGAAGAGCCCCUUUACUAGUAAGGGCGCAGGAAGCAAAAAAACUUGCGCGAAGGACGUUUUAUUUUCUGCCUUCUCCUCUCCAAAGGCCAAGGGAGAGACUGCAUCCCUUUCCUUCGGUAGCUCUUUUUGUUUCCCAAGGAUAGCGGUAGCUGGGGCAAAGCCCGCUUUCUUCGCUCCGCGAAUGAGAGAGGAUAAACUCAGAGGAAAAAACACGUUCUCUCUUUGCGAGGUCCGAAAGUGGAGAACGCAUAGCAUUCUCUGGGCACAUAGGAUCAAACGUAAAGCAGCGCUUUCUUGGCAGAGUUUUAGGCGGCAAGAUACUUUAGGGCUUGUUGGAGCUGCUGAGCAUAACGAAUCGAAGCCGAAGACGGAUCAAGGUAGCUUGCCUGCCAAGCCGAUAGGCGACGGGACGAAGGAUGGAGCGUGCAAAGUCGAUCUCACACGGGAAGAGAGGUCAAAUCAAGGCAAAGCCAUACGCCCGUUUGGCUCCUCGCGGAGUAUAGCUCACAUCCAACAUCUGAUUGGGGAACGGGGCAACGCCCAUGAAGCUCCGGCGGAAAGGGAAGGCCUGCCAGGCCGUAUGCCCAUGGGUGCAGGAUUCUUCGAAAAAGCGCGGGCUGACUCGGAGACCUGGGACCUUGGCUUAGCAAGGGAUGAAGAAAGCUAUUACAGCUUUCUCCGUCAGCGGCUUAUGUAGUGGUCGGCCUUCUAUAAGCGACUUGUCGAGUCUAAGAAGCUUUGCUUCUUGUAGUCGGCCCGUAAUGAAUGCCUCCCUUCAUUUGCUUGCCUCCUUCCAGCUCAGAAUGCCUAAUGCCUAUUAUCUAGUGCUAGAAGCUAACCGCCAGAAGCUCACCCUUCGGGUGUCGCUUCCAGCGCAGGAGGCCAAGCAUUCUGCCAGAUGUCCCGGCCUGGGAGCCCCCUUCGCCUUGACUUUAGUCUUGAGUCGUACUUAAGUAGCUAAGUUUCCAAAGGUGAACAGCCCCUGUCCUUUAUAGUCGUAAAGGGCGUCUCAGAAAAGUAAGGAAGGAGGCAUUCGAAAGGCCGACUACUAUAUAAUAGGCCUUUCUGGUGGGAAGGCCGACGACUACACGGACUCUAUACCAAGUCAUGAGCGAUAGCGAAGCCAAGCCUUCGCCUAUAGGCGAAGGGACGGACGAAAGCCCGACGAAGGCCUAUGAUAUAAAAGUAAGAAAGUAGGUUAAGGUUACGAAGUCACUUAGCCGUCUACUAAGGGAAAGGCGUCGGUACGGAGUCACGUCAGCUGUGGAUAUAGACUAGGCUAUAAGGAACGGAGUCUGAAACUAUGGACCGAGACUACACUAAGGAACAAGGAAGCUUGACUGAGCAAAGAAGUCAAGGAACGAAGCUGCUUCUAUAAUAGCCCCGUUGAAUAGGAGGGCGAAGGCUUUUUGAAAAAGUCUUUUUUGUCUUGUAAAUGAAAUGCAUUUUUUUUUCGAAUUUCUAUUUAGAGAGAGGGGGCUUCAAGUUCUUAGGAAGAGCCGUACGAGGCAGCUCACGUACGGUUCGGGAGCCGAGCCCCAGCACAGGGGCUUAGGUCAACACUUAUAUAAUAGCCAGUCAUCAAUUGGAAACGGGCAAGAUGGUGAUGAAUUGCAAUUGGUCCAAACCUUCGACCAGCGACUGAUUGCGACCUGCCCAGAAUGCCCAUACAUACUAAGACCUUAUUUACACAGCGAAGAAAGGCCGAGUGGAAGGGGGCAGUCAGCUGGUUUCUCGUUCUCGUCUCUUAUCUAAACUUGAACCCGUAGUGAAAGAUCCAUUUCUUUUGCGCUUGAUCUCGUCCUUUCUUGAGCUUCCUAUCAUAGGCACGCCAGUAAAGGAUUGGUAGGAAAAAAGAGGGCGUCCACCGGUCAAUUUCAUAACGCCCGUCUUAUUCCAUUUUUAUUUGGGCGAGUUGGAUGGGGCUUUUGAGACCAGCUUUCCACACUUCCCUUACGCUAGGUAUGAUUCGGAAGUCUAUAUUCCUAUAAUUAAAAGAAUUUCGUUUCGAAGGGCCGAAGGCGGCUUUGCUCAUGAGUUAAGGAAUCUUUUGUUCAAAAAUUGUUGGAUUUAGUGGCGGAGUUGGGUCUAACGUGUACCGUAAUAGGCGUAGAACCUGGUGGUCCCACAAUUGACUGCCCCGGGGGUAUGCUUUUCCUAACAAAGGAGGGUUAGAUUCAGGUGAUUGAAGAUGAGAAUCGUUAUUAAACAUCUAUUUUCUUUGUUUUUGGUAAUUAAGGGGUCACGCGUGACUCGUUUUUGCAGAGAAAGAAGACUGGAGGGGCUCCCGGUCGAUAUGUAGGUUUCAAGGGCUGGAACUGAGGUAAUGGGAGUUUGUGGAGUUGGGCGGGAAACUCCCCAGGGCCCUUUUUUAUAAGAGUAAGGGAAUAGUUCAACCAUGAGCUGCGGCGCUUAAACUUAAAGAAGUGUACUUACUUUUCAUCGCGCCGAAUGAAAAAGAAAUCUUCCCACUUUGCUGCAAGGAAAAACCUUGUCACCCCCUUUUUCGAUCAGAAGGCAACUACUUCCUCCUAUCUGAUCUCCCAUUGUUGAAGUUGUACCGCCCAAGCUGCUUUGAUCUAAGUAAGGAUACGAAAGCGUUGGCGGUGCAGCUUUACAAAUUAAUCCUAAUAUGCGAAACACAUGAUUGUAAUAGAGAGCUUCUUAAGGUCAAUGAAAGCUAAACCUCAUUCUAGUGACCAAAGGCCCGAUCGUCUUGUUAUUUCUUCUAUUUUGGUAGAGACUUUGGUAAAUGGAAAGACCAAAAAAUGUUACCCGCCUCAGGGAAUUCAAUUUCCUCAGCCUCGGGUCCCAAGGACUUUGUUCGAACAGCAGGCGGAAUUGGAGGAGCAUCUUAUGAAGAACCCGCUUACUCGGGGCAAGGGCGUAAAAUCCAUCAAGAUCGUCAAAGCUCUACUUGGCGUUUCAGACAUCGUUGCUCAUCUACGGCCCUCUCGACCCCGCUUCUUGUGCUCACCUGACAGAAGUUUUCCCUCAUGGGGUUUGGGUCAUCUUCUCUCCGAACGAUAUCCUAGAUGGAAUAUUAAAUAUCGUUUUUCGGGCUUGCGGUUGUCUGAAAAUAUUAAAAAAAAAGGUUUGCUCCCAUUGUCCGAGAUUCUGGCAAUACUCUUAUCCUGCCUAUGUGUUGGCUGUUAUGUUUUUUUGGGUUCGCUUAUCUACCCUAAUGAAGUUUCGCUUUCGGAUUUGCUUAAUAAAGCAAUAGGUGUUAUUACCCGAGCCAUAGAUACUCUUUCGGGUAGUCAGUUGGUUGAUGGAUCUCUAAACACUGCUACUGAUGGUAAUGCCCGUGAUCCUGUAAUUUCUCGUCAAAUUGCAGAGCCCUCCGCAGUACGGGAUUCCUUGCCGUCCGGGCUUCCUUCAUACAAGCUCAGGGUGCGGCCCUCUUAAAUAAAUUGGUAUAGUCAUUCUUGCCUUUUCUCUAACUUGUAGUGCUUCCGGAGUUGAUUUUUCAUUAGUUCAGUUUGAGUUUGAAUCUAUAGGAACUCAUAGAGAUAAAGAACCUAACAGAAGCAUCUUUCAUAAAGAAAGGUUGAGGGUAGAUAGGCUGAUUUCCUAUAGAAAGAACUCAAACUGAACUAACCAAGAUUGAGGUAGACUCCGUGCUGCGAAACGGAUUCCGCGAGCGCGAGACUUAUUAUUAUAGAAGCAACGAAAACGGCCAGUGCUUUUAUUUUAGCAUUCUCACUAGUUUUAUUUAUUUCCAGCGGGUCGAAAGCACUUUCCUCAAAUAUUUUCCUGGACACGUUGUUUUGUUUAAAGGUUCCCCGCAUUCGCACGGGCUGCUGACAUGAUGAUAGCUACAAAGUCUGUCUAAAAAGGUGUCUUUGACGACUUGAAAGGUGCUCUCAGUGUACCGCCAUACGCACCCAGACAUUAGACCAAUUGUGUCUGGCCCAACAGUUUCCAGAAUGCCGUUGUCAUGAUGUUGAUCCGGCUUCUGCGACUAAGGCAUCCGCCUAGCUCCGAAUACGCGCAUUGGAGCUCUUCGCUCGAUGUCCCGGGUCGCUAUGUUGUAAACCGCUGUUUCGUCGGGCGGUGGCUUAUUUCUUUCUAACACCCCCUUACUAGAUCAAACAAAUAAAGCUCCAUUGAAUGAAUCAACUUCUCCCUCCCUGGUCAAUGUUUCGGGGAAAAGCCUAUCUCAGUGAUGUUCAAAAACGGGAAAAAGCGUAAUGAGAAAACUCGCGUUAGCUCGUUUUGAACCACCUUCUACUUUUGAACCAGUUCUCGACCGCCCGAAUUUGUCCAGCUGACCAGCAUGGAGCUUUUCGGGAAAGAGAGAAGAAAGGGGAUCGAUUAUAGAAGGGGAUCCCCUAGCUUAGAAUUGAUUCCUCUCCUUUGACUUUUGACAUAGGUACUCCCACUUCAGGUGGACGAGCAACCUUAAGCACAGAAUCGGACGUUGGUGCUAUCGUAUAGAAGAGAAGGGCUGCAUUGGAUGAACUCCAGCUCUCGGCGACCGACAAAAAGCCUUUUGCACCUAGCAAGGAAAGAAAGUCGCAGAAGGGGCGUAGCGGGCAAUUCAAUUGAAGAAGAAAGAGAGAUUUUAUGAUAAAGAAAAGGAGCUCUUGUCGGCAUAGGCUGGUAGUCUGUGUCCUUCUCAGCGAGAUUGAGUAGGAUUCCCUGUCUUUCCUUUCUUUCACGAAUUAUGUGUUAUAUAGAAAUAGGAAUAAAAGGCGUAGCUCUCUUUCUGCUGUUAGCAGGAUUCGUUACUAUAUUCAGCUGUUUCAUAAUUUCUACUAUAAGAGAAGAGUGAAGACCGGGAAAUCCCUUUUUUUAUAGAGAAGGAAAGUUCCCUAUCUCCGAAUACCGGGCACUAAGACGAGUACUGAGAUCUGUCUUUCGGCAAUAAGGAAUAGUGAUCGCGCUCUUGGUGCCUUAAAAGGACAUUAGGAAAAGGCCUAACCGCUGCAAUUGAUAGAGUGGGAGUAGGAGCUAGUUUUGGUAUUUCCCACGGAGGGCGGCUACUCUACUAUAAGAGAGGAGCUCAUACGAUCUCACACCCGGCAGAAAGGGAAUUGAAUUAGGAACAAUGCCCAGUGCCAGAAAGGCUUUUUGAGUUUGAGUGAACACCCGGUUAAUAAAAUAGAUUGAGGGGCCAGCCAAGUCAGUAGACUGGACUUCUGCUCCUAUGUCGAUGUUUUCGGAGCAAGACCUUCGAGCCACCUUUCUUAUCUUAGGUCUUAGGUAGAACCUUCCCAUUAGAUAGCCAAGAAGAAGAAUAGCUUUUCUCUAUACUUUCAGCAACUAAACGAAAGGGUUUAUGCUUUGGCUGAACGCCUAUGCUAUGCCAGCUAUGGAAGAUGAAUGAUGACUUUAUCUUAAUGGAACUCCAACAAUCUAGUUUGAAGGCUGGUAUAACUUACACAUACCAGACUACCGACAGAUCUGGGUGGGGCCCUUGGAGAAUAGAGCAGCAUUUGCUUUUAUUCCCCUUUAAAAAAGAAAGUUAAAUGGAGACAACAUUGAUCUCUAUAGACGGUUUUUCUUUCCAGGGCCCUGGUUUGGAUUCGCCUUCCCGGUCUUCCUUUUGAAUAAUGGGAGCAAGAUUGAAUUGAAUCUUUUCAAGAUUUUCCAUUCUAACAAAAGAAAGAUAAAGGGAGACCAAUCUAUGAUUUAUGAUUAGUUAAGCUGGAAGCGCUUGGAAUAGGAAGGCCUACCUAAAAUCUUGUUGUUUUGUUGUGGUAAGGUAAGAUAGGCCAUGAGCUGUAGGACUGCACUGAGAUGCCAGGAUAGAUAGUUAAAAACUAAUAACUUAUUGGGGUUAGCAUGAAAAGAGCCUUUGAAAAAGAGAAACUGGCCCCCCCUUACUCCAUAGGAGACUCGAAAACUAUCCUUGUGAAUUGAACUGGUAGAAUAACUGAGAAGGGUGCUUGCUAGGAAUAAAUAAAAUAGAAAAAAGUGACUGUUCUGAUGUUAAGGAAUAAAUAUAAAUUCCUCUUAAGAGAGAGAGAUUAUGUACAAGAUUUUGACCGUCAAGUCAAAUCCUUAAGGAUAAGGAUAGGAAAAGUGGGACUUUCAAACUUUCUCACAAAGGAGGUUUGUGGAGCAGUUGCUUUAGUUGUUUGGCAUGAGCAAAGCUAACCCUUGCUUGGCUCUUUCCUCUUGAUGCGACGGUAACUCGAGAUAGAAUAUCUUAAUAGAAUAAAGCUCUAUUCCUACUUUAGGAUCGUACGGUAGAAAGCACUACUUCCGAUUUGAAUCAUCUCGUGUAAUCAAAUGCAAUUCUUUAUCUUUGCAUCUAGGAGUGGUUGGGAUUAACAGCCUUCGUACAUCAAAUUGUGUAUAUAAAGAUCUUUCUUUCUUCAUUCAAGUAAGAUAGUGGAUCAAUAAAACUCCGUCCAAAGGUCCUCAUAGAGGCGGUCACCGGUAGGCUAAGAUCCCUCUCUGAUAGAAGAAGAAAGCGCAAGACGAGAAUCUUCCAACAGUAAGGGAAGAAUAGUUUUUUAUAAUCAGUUAUAAAUUUAGGGAAGUUUAAGAGCAUCAAAUCCUUCUUUUUGAGAAGGAAGUAAGGCAUUGGAAUUAGGAAAUAGCAUUUAUCCCAAGAUAGCGGUAGCAAGUGUUCUGUGGAGGUUAGGAGUAGCAAUAGGAGAAGGAUAAGGCACGCAAGUAACUUCUUCCACAUGGGAAAGGCGCUUUUAACAGCGUUUGCAUCUGAUCGUUCCUGGGAAGAGUCAUUCAUGCUCUCUAGCCAGGGUACGGAGCGUAGUAAUAGGAAGAAGUCAGUGCUGCUUUACUUUGGUGGUAUCAUAUUUAUAAAAGGAGUUGAUCCCGUCUCAAGGGCGUUAAGGCUUGUUGAUUGAACGAACCCGGCAAGGUCCUCCUUAUUAGCAUCCCAAGCUUAUGUUGAAUCGAGAUUUUCUUGGUCUUCUUUGACCCGAGGGGGGGAUAAGCUCUUCUCUUAUCUGCUCUUCCCGCAGUUCUCUUUCUGCUGUUGUAGGCAGGGCUACUUUUUUCUUUUUUUUUUUCGAGAACGGAAUCAUAGCAUAGUUUCGUAGCCAAGUUAAAGACGUGCCAACUUCUCCUACUCUUUCUUAAGCGCUGGUUCUGCUUUCACUAGAUUCUGUUCUUGUUCACGCAUCCCUUUCUAGUGGACGGAUUUCAAGGGCUAGAAAGGAAGAAGUCUUAGCCUUAGCGGAGUCACUUCCAGAUUCACUUCUUUUUUAGGGAAAGAAACCGGCGUUAAGCGCUUCUUGCUAACGUCCUUAAAAGGAGAGAAGGAACCUGAGGGUAUCAAUCAACAUAUAGAUAGAAAGGAUAGGGCAUAAGGAUGAGACUAGCUUGUAGUGUUCACGUGGUGAAGGUUGAACUUGGGCCUUGGCUUCGGUUCCAGAGAUGGGUUCUGUGGCGAACUCGAGUUGAAUAAGCUCUUCUUCCUCAAGUUUUUAGCUUGAAACAAGAAUGGAUAGAGUUGACUCAGCUGCGAUUGCUCUUGGUCAGUCUGAUUAGGAUUAAGAUUCUGCUUUCUGCUAUUUCAUGGAAUCUUAGAGAGACUGGAGUAGGUCAGAAGUGGUGGAGGAGUGAAAAGCCGAUUAAAUGGUUGAUGUUUUCGUGGUUAAAGAAUCUCUCUUAGCUAGGGCUAGGCCACCUGCCUGACUAUCUAUUGUCUCAGCAGGCCUUAACCCAGCAAAAGACGACAGAGGCAUAAAGGAAGAUUGAUGAAGAAUAAGCGAUGGUCUUGCUCUUCUUUCUCUUGGAAGAAGAAUGGCUGUUGUUUAAUCAGUUUCAAGUGGUGGGAUCAUAUAUUCAUAUAUAAUAGUGGAAUCCCGUCUCCUUAAAGAUCUCUCCCUCAAAGUAGAACGAGCAUAAUCGAAGACAGAUGGUAGCGUAUUCGAAGUAGUUGAUCUCACGUGCUAUCCGAAAGUCUUCUUAGUCUUCGUCUGCUCUCAAUGAGUCAAUGCCCGGACCAGGCUCUUAAUUAAAUAGAAAUCCCGUUAGUGAAGUCACCCUCGGAGUUGACAACGACUAAGCUUUUUUUCUUGACACUAGUCUUAGCCUUUCUAAGGACACCUUGCCUUCUUUCCUUGGCUUGGCGGGAAGGGCUACUCAGAGUGGUGCGUCUGGGGACUCCCCUUUCGAAAUGGGAAGAAUAGCGUAGUAAACAGUGACCCUCGGGGAUGAAAGCUGCUCUUGCUCUUUAGAAAAUGGUUUCUGUGAACAAGGAAGAAGGGCUACUUUACUCUAGAUCGAAUGCGACUGGAGAUUUUUCUUUCACAGCUCUAAAGGGAGGGAAGUCAACAGUCAAGAGAGGGUCUCAAUCAACAAGAAAGUCAUGAAAGAGAGAAGAUGGUGCUAUUCCCUUAGCUAGCUUUGACCAGGAAGAAUGAAUUUUCUCUAGAACCCUUGGUUGGGCUAGGAUCCCGAUAAAGGAGAAUGUUCAAAGCGAGACGUUUUUCGAUAAGAGAACAGGUUUUUUCGGAUAAGCUGUUGCCGCUCUUCUGUUAGAGCUCUUUAGUCCCAUCCCUACCAAAGAAAAGAAGAUCUCCCCGGAGCGAGUGACUCAAAGAAAGAAGGCCCAGGGCCCGCCCCCUUUGAGGUGGGUCUUCACUUAUCCGAUUUAGAGCGAAGAAAAGAACUUUAUAGGCGCUCGCUCGUUCCUUCGAUCGGUAAAAACCUACCCGUCGAAUCAAUAGAUCGCAUGAUCAAUGCCCAACUCUUGAUAGAAAAGAGAGUGGAAGCCGCUUUAGUUGAGGAUGGCGUCUCCCCCCUAAACAUAAUUUCCAAACGAAAUGAAAUCCGAGGGAUUAUCUUUUAUCCUCAAGGGGAGACCCUUUCUCUACACACGUACCAGUACUACGUGACUAGUCUGGAAGAAACUGGUACGCGCUCGACUAUUCCUUAUAAGAGGAUAAUACGGGAAGUUACAAGGGCUAACCUCUUCCUAUAGGAGCUUCUUUCUUUUUUUUUCCGGUAUGCCGCU